Molecule: messenger RNA, 1543 nt
Organism: Capsella rubella
Lineage: Eukaryota; Viridiplantae; Streptophyta; Magnoliopsida; Brassicales; Brassicaceae
Product: uclacyanin-3
Exons: 2
Coding region: 205-828 (207 amino acids)
Cellular component (GO): plasma membrane
Molecular function (GO): electron transfer activity
Source: RefSeq, a predicted model, not a curated record
ACGAAAUUGAUGAAUUGAGUUGGCAUUGAUGAUCAAGCCACGACUUCUUCAAACAUUCUUCAUUUUUUAACUAUAACUCUCUCUUUAGUAGUCGUCCUCAGAGCCUUUCUCAAUAUAUAAAGUCAUCUCACCAUUUUACUCUCUCCAUCAUCUCUCUCUGUCUCUCUUUCGUUCAACUAUCUAACUUUUACAUUAUAUAUCUCAAUGGGAUCUACAGCAACGGCCGCUCUCCUCCUCCUCCUCCUAGCCGCAGUCCCUGCCGUCUUUGCCGUAACUUUCAAGGUUGGCGAUACUUCUGGAUGGACCAGUGGCAUCGAUUACACGACUUGGGUCACGGGAAAGACUUUCAGAGUUGGUGACACUCUAGAGUUCAUAUACGGUCCUUCACACUCGGUGUCCGUGGUUGAUAAAGCCGGCUACGAUGGCUGCGACAGUAGCGGAGCAACACAGAGCUUCGCCGAUGGAAACACUAAGAUCAAUCUUAAAACAGUAGGAACAAUGCACUUCCUUUGCCCUUCUUCUGGUCACUGCCUCGGUGGCAUGAAACUCGCUGUUCCCGUCCUCGCCGCCGCUUCAUCUCCAGCCACCCCUUCUUCGCCACCUUCUCCACCGCUUUCCCCUCGCUCGCCGCCCAAAACCGGUUCGCCUCUUCCAUCUGCAUCUCCCCCGGCCAAUGGCACACCGGAGUCAGACGAAUCAUUGACUCCUCCACCGUCUCCAUUGACGCCUACGCUGUCUCCGUCGCCACCAAACGCUGCGUCUAAGGGAGUCAUGAGCUAUGGAAUAAUUGGAGCCGCGAUGAUAUUGAUGUACGGUGUUACGGCCUAAGUCAAAGGGUUGAAACAGAGCAUUUUUAUUUUGCUCGAUAUCUUUUUGGUCUCGCUCUGUCUUUUGGAACUACUUCAUCACUACAUACAUACAUGCAUGCUCUUUAAUUUGUGUGUAACGAUAUUUUAUUUUUUUGAUUACUUGAAACUAGUCUCUCGUAGCUAUUCCCGAGCUUACAAAAAAAAUCGAAAGUUGCAAAUACAAAGUACAAAAAAAUUUGAAGAUAAGAGCAAAACUGAGUCAAUUCAUAAGGAAUCCAUAUCAAGCAAACUUAGAACAUAGAAGGUUUAAUAGGGAUGAAUUAAACAAAGAGAACUUCAAAGAGAAACCACCAAACCAAGCUAGGAAGGAGUGUGUUAGGCAAGUAAGUCUUUCUUUGCCUUCCUUUGCUGAGGAAACAAUUUUUUUAAAAAUCACAAGUAGAAGAUAAUUUUGCUAAACCUAGUGCUAAGGAAUUAAACUUAACAAGUUUAACUUUUUGUAAAGAACCCAUAAUGCACUUGUUUUUGGUCCAAAAUGUUGAGAUUAGUACAGGAACUAAAAGCAUGAUUAAUAGUGGUCGCUUAGACUAAGAUUUUGUUAAGAAAAGCUUUUACAUAAGAGCCCAUUUCGGGUUUUCAGAGUACUGACAAUGUUACCAAAUGAUUAUUAGCCCAAACAAGAACCAACAACGUUUUGCAAGCACCACAAGUUAGAAACCAGACCCCAUACAAAA